Molecule: messenger RNA, 812 nt
Organism: Chrysochloris asiatica (Cape golden mole)
Lineage: Eukaryota; Metazoa; Chordata; Mammalia; Afrosoricida; Chrysochloridae
Gene: PFN1
Product: profilin 1
Exons: 3
Coding region: 139-561 (140 amino acids)
Biological process (GO): positive regulation of actin filament bundle assembly; actin cytoskeleton organization; regulation of actin filament polymerization
Cellular component (GO): cytoplasm
Molecular function (GO): actin binding
Source: RefSeq, a predicted model, not a curated record
CAGCUAGCAGAGCCGCGGUCCGGACAGCAGCGCGUGCCCCAAGCUCUCCGCCUCCCCCCCCGCCCGCCAGCUCGAGGCAUCCCGAGCUCAGUCCACGGCCCCAGCAGCAGUACCAAGAGCAGCCCCAGUAGCAGCGCCAUGGCCGGGUGGAACGCCUACAUCGACAACCUCAUGGCGGACGGGACCUGUCAGGACGCGGCCAUCGUGGGCUAUAAGGACUCGCCCUCUGUCUGGGCCGCUGUCCCUGGGAAAACGUUCGUUAAUAUCACGCCAGCUGAGGUUGGAGUUCUGGUUGGCAAAGAUCGAUCAAGUUUUUUCGUGAAUGGGCUGACACUUGGGGGCCAGAAAUGUUCUGUGAUCCGGGACUCACUGCUGCUGGAUGGGGAGUAUACCAUGGAUCUUCGCACCAAGAGCACUGGCGGAGCUCCUACCUUCAACCUCACUGUCACCAUGACUGCCAAGACGCUAGUCCUGCUGAUGGGCAAAGAAGGUGUCCACGGUGGUAUGAUCAACAAGAAAUGUUAUGAAAUGGCCUCCCACCUGCGGCGUGCUCAGUACUGACCUCGUCUGCCCCUUCCCCCUACUACUCCCCACUGCUUUUGCACCCCUCUCCUGCCCAUACACACACAUACACCAUUUUUAUUUUUUGGGCCAUUACCCCAACACCCCUUAUUGCUGCCAAAACCAUAUGGAGUGGGGGACAGGGCUGGAUGGACAGACACCUCCCCCUACCCAUACCCCCUGUGUGUGGUUGGAAAACUUUUUUGUUUUUUGGGUUUUUUUUUUCUGAAUAAAAAAGAUUCUACUAACAA